AUGCACCAGGUGAAAACUUUGAGCCCAGUCGCCAGCGGCAACGAUGAACACCUGUACAUGCACUUGGUGGAUGGCAUCUUGUUAAACCAAGUCAUGUUGGAAGUAGACCCCAGGCCUAAUCAGCGCUUCCACCAGCAUGUGAACAACGAUGUGAACCUCCGCAUUGAGAACUUGACCAUCUUGGUCAGACACAUUGAGAACUUUUACCAGGAAGUUCUCCAGCAGCGGAUCCUAAUGAGCUUGCCGGAUGUUUUGGUGAUUGGCAAAGACCCGCUGUCUGGACAAAGUAUGGAGGAAAUGGAGAAGAUGCUGGUGCUGGUGCUGGGCUGUGCUGUCCAGUGCGACAGGAAAGGGGCAUUUAUUGAAAAAAUCCAACAGCUUGACAUUGAGACCCAGGCCGGGAUCCUGGCCCAUAUCCGGCAGCUGGUCGUGACCCUGACCCAGGAGUGGAACACCAGCAGCCACCCCAGCGAGGACACGCAGCACCUGGCCAUGGAGCUGGCGGACACCAAGGCCACACUGCCUGGCAACAUGGAGCUGGCAGCCAGCGCUCAGGCUGCUCGUGCCCCCCUCCCUGAGCUGGACUCCCUGAGGAAGAAGGCAAGGCGCGUGGAGAGACUGGAGGUGGAGGCAAUGGGCCUCAGGCAGAAGCAGAAAGACAUAGUAAACUUCUAUGCAUCCCGCAUGAAGGAGCUGAUUGAAGAUAAUUAUACCUUAAUGGACACCAAGGGCCUUCUCCAGGAGCAGCUGACUGUCGCUUGGUCCCGGGUCGAUAAGCUAUACGAGCUUGAGGAGGAGAACGUGCAGCUGAAAUCAAAGCUGCGCCGCCUACAUUUGGCCCGGGACACAGACCAGAAACACCUUGAGGAGCUGCAGGAAGAGAACUUGGCCCUCAAGGCUGCACAGGGGCAGAGUGUGGAGGAGUCCGCCCACCUGCGCUGGGAGCUGGACCAGCUGUUAGAGGCCUCCAGCUGCUUCCUGAAGCUGGACCAGGAGAAGCAGAGCCUCCAGGGCACCAUCCAGGGGCUGCGGGAUGCCUCCCUGGCCCUGCAGCAGAGCAGCCUCCAGCGCAGGGAGCUGGAGAAGGAGAACCAGCAGCUCAGCAAGCAGAUUGAAGACUUGCGAGUUCAGAUGGAAAGAGAAAAGCAGACCAGCCAGGUUCUGGAGACUCUCUGUGAGGAGCUGGUGGAGGAGAGAGAACAGCUGCUCCGUGACAAGAAGACCCUGAAGGCUGAGAAAGCCCAGGAGAUCAAGGAUCUUGAACAAGUGGUGCUUUCGCUGCGGGAGAGUUCACAGGCCAGCAGUGAGGCCUGCUUUCAGGACAUCGAGAAUGAGAACAAAGUCCUCCACCAGACAGUGAUGGAGACCAGCAGCAGAGUCAGCAAGCUGGAGUGGGAGCGGCAGCAGCUGCACCAGGAUCUGGAGCAGGUGAAGGAGCAGGCGGCGCGGGCGCAGGAGCUGGAGCAGGAGCUGCAUCGGCUGCAGGAGGAGAACGAGAAGCUGGCCAUGGAGGUCAGCGCCCUGACGACGGCCCCCGAAAGGGUCCACGCCCUGGAGCAGGAAAGCCAGGACCUGUUGCUGGAGAACCAGAGGCUGCAGACAUCUCUGGACACCCUGCAGCCUGAGGGUCUGGAGCGGGACGAGCAGCUGGACACCAGGAAGGUGGAAAAUUCCACUCUGAGCCCCCAGAGUGCAUCGCUCACUGCGCUCAUAGAGAAGAACAUGCAGCUUCAGCACCAGCAGCUGGCGGCAGCCCACGAGGCCCUGCAGCGGGAACACGCGUGCCUGGGCGCGCUCCAUGAGCACCUGUCUGGGGAACAUGAGGCCCUCAUGGAUGAGUACAGCCGCCAGAAGACACUGCUGCGACGGACCCUGGAGCUGGAGAGCAAGGCGCUCAGUGACAGAUACAAGGACCAGCUCCAACAUAAGGCGGCGCUGGAGCAGCUGGGGACGCUCUUGACCACAGAGCGGGAGGCUCUGCAGCAGGAGCAGAAGACGAGCGCCAUGGCUGCCGAGGAGAACCAGAGGCUGCAGCGAGAGCUGGACAGGACCGAGCUGGACAACCGCUGCCAGCUGCUCUCCCGCCUCAAGGGCAACUUGGAGGGAGAAAACCGUCACCUGCAGAGCCAAAUCCAAAGGUUGACAGAGAAGAGCCAGAGGCUUCACCAGGAGGACGUGGAGAACAACUACCAGCACCAGGAGGAGCAGCGGCAGUACGUAGACAAAUUAAAUGCCUUACAGAGACAAAAUGAAACACUGGAAGAAAAAAGCAUGGCUCAGCGCAAGUUCCAUGAUCCAGCGCCAAAGAAGAAAAAGCACGGGAUUGGAGCCAAAUUCUUACUCAAACUCAUCAAACUAAAGAAAGGGGGUUCCAGAGAACGACGAAAGUCAACCUCAGAGAGGCCUUCCUGGCCGCUGGGGUCCUCAGACCAGGCCUCCCCCAGUACUUCUCAGACUCUUCAAUCGCAGCUGGAGCCCCUCCAGGCCACCCCAUGCUGCUCAAAGUGAACAGAAGAGCAAGAGACCUGCAGGGGGCCCAGGGGAAAAGCAACUCGGCGCAAAAAGAGUCGCUUUUGCAGAAGCGGGAGCGAGGACAAGGCCAAGUCUCCAUCAUCCCGCCCGGCUUUCUGUAAACGCCUGAGGUUCUGGACCUCCUCUGACAUCAAACCUGCUUCUCACUAGCCCCUCCCUUUCUCAGACACUGGGGAUUUCUAAUCCAUCAGUGUCUUCACAAUGUACCUGCCUUCAUGUCUGAAAUUCAAAAAACAAACAGAAAAACAGUAGCUAAAGGCCAGAUGACCCACAGUGGACCCCUCCUCCUGACCCAAAUUCCAAGCCAAGCUUCAAGCAGCCAACCUGGAUUCUGACUUCAAAGGAGACCAGUUGUCCCAGCCUCUGGACCUGACUCCAGCGCAGCGCAGUGUUAGGGGAGCCUCGGGGCAUCCACGCCAGGUCCCUGGGCCAGGGUGUCUGUGCUAAGUGAGGCCCCGGGCCCAGUGCCGCCCCCUCUCUCGCACCUGCAGGCUUGUAGACCUUGCCCCUGUGCAGCACAGAACUCAUCAGCGGUCGCUAUGCUUCUGAAACUGCGCGGCCCCUGUCAAGUGAGUUUUUUUAAGACUCAUUUUUCGGCAACUAACUUUAAAUCUGCUGCCCUUGUCUCCACAUCUUGGCUUUUGCAGAGCAGUCCCUUUUUAGAUGUCUUCUGUGUUUUGAAGAAUUUUCUGCUCCACUCAGCAUCUCAAAUAAUCAGAUCGAUGUUGCCAAGCCAGGGUUCAGCCCAGAGUGAUGUUUUAGGACCGUGCUGAGGUCUUCUGACGUCUUGGAUGCUGCUGUGAGGGCAGCAGUGGACAGACAGGUCAUCAGCUCACAGUCACCGUCAGCCGGGAGCGCUGGUGCACAGAGGCCUUUAGCUACUGCAUUGUUUUCUGUCUUCAGCCAUCCUCGUACCAUCUCCAUGAUUUUGCAAAGUCUAUUUCACCUGAGUGAUACAUACUUUCCCUUGAAUCGACUUGCCAUUUCCACUUUAUUUUAAAAAGGAAGAUUGUUAUCAGUACUGUGAGUGGAAAACCACUAUCAUAUAAACACAAGGUCACCGUGAAAGUAAACGGUGACUCUCGCACUGCUCCUGUCAGUUGAUGUGGCACUGACUUCCUCGCAUGCAUCGCUCUGAUUCCUGGGCUGCCGCGUGCUGGUCCCCUGCCUGCCUGCCCCGCAUGCUGUUGGAAACUCGGUCUCUCUGCCCUGGCUGCUCUCUGGCACCUCCGCCUCCCGGCUGCUGCUUACACUGACCUCACGCAGUGGACGCCUAUCAGAUUCAUCCCACCAGACUUGAAU
Myotis brandtii (Brandt's bat) is the source of this 3834-nucleotide messenger RNA. Its product is annotated as protein Daple-like. The transcript has 20 exons. Lineage: Eukaryota; Metazoa; Chordata; Mammalia; Chiroptera; Vespertilionidae. The record is from RefSeq and is a predicted model, not a curated record. Gene Ontology annotation, cellular component: centrosome; cytoplasm. Gene Ontology annotation, molecular function: microtubule binding; dynein light intermediate chain binding. The coding region runs from base 1 to 2508 and encodes 835 amino acids. Gene Ontology annotation, biological process: cytoplasmic microtubule organization; cytoskeleton-dependent intracellular transport.